AUGACUUUCUUCUUCUUCUUCUUCUUCUUCUUCUUCUUCUUCUUCUUCUUUCUCUCUGAGGAUGUAUGUCUCUGUCUUUCUGUUUCACUAUCUUUCUCUCUGGCCGAAUUUCUCUAUCUUCCCUCUCUCUCUUCUCUCUCUUUCUCUCUGUCUCUCUCUCCCUUCUAUCGCUCUCUCUCUCUCGCACUUUCUCUCUUUUCUCUCUCUUUCUCUCUCUUCUCUCUCUUUCUCUCUCUCUCUCACUUUCUCUCUCCUCUCUCUCUUCUCUCUCCCUUCUAUCUCUCUUCUCUCUCUCUCUUCUCUCUCUAUUUCUCUCUCUCUUCUCUCUCUUUCACUUUCUCUCUUCUCUCUUCUCUCUCUGUCUCUCUCUUCUUUCUCUCUCUGUCUCUCUCUUCUCUCUCUUUUCUCUUUCUCUCUGUCUCUCUCUCCCUUCUAUCGCUCUUCUCUCUCUCUCGCACUUUCUCUCUCUUUUCUCUCUCUUUCUCUCUCUUCUCUCUCCCUUCUCUCUCUCACUUUCUCUCUUCUCUCUCCCUUCUCUCUCUGUCUCUCUCUCCUCUUUCUCUUCUCUCUCCCUUCUAUCUCUCUUCUCUCUCUCUCUUCUCUCUCUUUUCUCUCUCUCUCUUCUCUCUCCCUUCUAUCUCUCUUCUCUCUCCUUUCUAUCUCUCUCUUCUCUCUCUCUAUUUCUCUCUCUCUUCUCUCUCUUUCACUUUCUCUCUUCUCUCUCUCCUCUCUCUCUGUCUCUCCGGCCUACUGGUUGUUACAUCUCAACCUCGAUAUCGACAGCUGUCUCUUUCCUAUUAUCGGCGGUUGACCGUCUCUCACUGCCAGCCUCCGGCUCCCUGGCCGGCUGUCCGCUCGACCCUCUCAUUACAGAUCACCGCGUCUCUCACUCUCUCUCUCUUUCUCUGCCUCAUUCUCUCUAUGUUUUAG
Messenger RNA from Acanthosepion pharaonis, 930 nucleotides. NCBI's taxonomy places the organism in Eukaryota, Metazoa, Mollusca, Cephalopoda, Sepiida, Sepiidae. The record is from the annotation of a GenBank genome assembly.